AUGGGGAUGUUUAUGAAAAAGGAGCUGAAGAUGAUCCAGAAGUUUCUGACAAAUGAUGCAGAAUACUUGGAGAGUCAGUGUGAGGAUGAGGAGCAGAGGAACAUCCGACUGGUUUUCCUGGACCUCACAGUGGCCUUCAUGAGGAGCAUGAAUUAUGAUGAGCUGGCUGACUGUCUGCAGAGCAGAACUCGUACUGAAGUUUGUCGUCGUAGAUUCAAAUCUAACAUGAAGCAGAAGUUUGAGCGUGUGUUUGAGGGGAUCUCUAAAGCAGGAAAGACGACUCUUCUGAAGGAGAUCUACACAGAGCUCUACAUCACAGAGGGCGGGGCUUCAGAGGUCAACCAGGAACAUGAAGUCAGACAGAUUGAAGCAGCAUCCAGGAAAACAGACUCACCACAAAGAACCAUCACAUGUGAAGACAUCUUUCAAGCCUCAGCUGACACUCAGCCACCAAUCAGAACAGUGCUGACAAAGGGCGUGGCCGGCAUCGGGAAAACAGUCUUAACACAGAAGUGGACUCUGGACUGGGCUGAAGGACGAACCAACCAGGACUUCCACUUCAUAUUUCCAUUCACUUUCAGAGAGCUGAAUGUGCUGAAAGAGAAGAAGUUCAGCUUGGUGGAACUUGUUCAUCACUUCUUUCCUGAAACCAAAGAAGCAGGAAUCUGCAGCUUCCAGCACUUCCGGGUCUUGAUCAUCUUGGAUGGUCUGGAUGAGUGUCGCCUCCCUCUGGACUUCCACAGCAAUGACAUCCUGACUGAUGUCACAGAGUCAAGCUCAGUGGAUGUUCUGCUGACAAACCUCAUCAGGAGGAACCUGUUUCCCUCUGCUCGCCUCUGGAUCACCACACGACCUGCAGCAGCCAAUCAGAUCCCUCCUGAGUGUGUGGACAUGGUGACAGAGGUCAGAGGCUUCACUGACCCUCAGAAGGAGGAGUACUUCAGGAAGAGAUUCAGAGAUGAGGAGCAGUCCAGAAGAAUCAUCUCCCACAUGAAGACAUCACGAAGCCUCCACAUCAUGUGUCACAUCCCAGUCUUCUGCUGGAUCACUGCUACAGUUCUGGAGGACAUGUUGGACACCAGAGACACACCAGAGUUGCCAGACACCCUGACUGAGAUGUACAUCUACCUCUUGAUGGUUCAGUCCAGAGUGAAGAAGGUCAAGUAUGAUGGAGGAGCUGAGACAGAUCCACUGUGGAAUCCAGAGAACAGGGAGAUGAUUGUGUCUCUAGGAAAACUGGCUUUUGAGCAGCUGCAGAAAGGGAACCUGAUCUUCUAUGAAGAGGACCUGAUAGAGUGUGGCAUCAAUAUCAGAGCAGCCUCAGUGUACUCAGGAGUCUUCACACAGAUCUUUAUAGAGGAGAGAGGACUCUACCAGGACAAGGUCUUCUGCUUCAUCCAUCUGAGUCUUCAAGAGUUUCUGGCUGCUCUUUAUGUCCAUCUGACCUUCAUCCAGUCUGGAGUCAAUCUGCUGUCCAAAGAACAAGCAACAUCCAGAAGAUCUAAGACAUCUGAAGAUAAACUUGAACUAACACAUCUCCAUCAGAGUGCUGUGGACGAGGCCUUACAGAGUCCAAAUGGACACCUGGACUUGUUCCUGCGCUUCCUUCUGGGUCUUUCCCUGCAGACCAAUCAGACUCUUCUACGAGGCCUGAUGACACAGACAGACAGAAUCUCAGAGACCAAUCAGGAAACAGUCAAGUUCAUCAAGAAGACGCUCAAUAAGAAACUGCCUGCAGAGAGAAACAUCAAUCUGAUCCACUGUCUGAAUGAACUGAAGGAUUGUUCUCUACUGGAUCAGCUCCAGCAGCUCCUGAACUCUGGAUGUCUCUUUGAAGAUGGUCUGUCUGGUUCUUCUUUAUCAGCUCUGGCCUUCAUCUUACUGUCCUCAGAUCAACAUCUGGACGUGUUUGACCUGAAAAAAUACAAACCUUCACAUGAGGCUCUUCAGCUGCUGCUGCCAGUGAUCAAAGAAUCUAAAAAAGUUUUAGGUCAGGGACUGGAGAGUACACACUGUCACCUGGAGACUCUCAGGCUGAGUUUGUGUGAUCUGUCAGAGAGAAGCUGUGAAGUUCUGAGCUCAGUUCUCAGCUCUCAGUCCUCCAGUCUGAGAGAACUGGACCUGAGUAACAACGAUCUGCAGGAUUCAGGAGUGAAGCUGCUGUCUGCUGGACUGGAGAGUCCACACUGUCACCUGGAGACUCUCAGGCUGUCAGGCUGUCUGAUCACACAUGAAGGCUGUGCUUCUCUGGCCUCAGCUCUGACCUCCAACCCCUCCCAUCUCAGAGAGCUGGACCUGAGCUACAACCAUCCAGGAGACUCAGUCAAGCUGCUGGAUCCACUCCGGACUCUGGACUCUCUCAGGGUGGAUCCUGGUGGAGUCCGAUGGCUGAGACCAGGUCUGAGGAAGUAUUUCUCUGAACUCUCUCUGGAUCCAAACUCAGCGAACAGAAAACUCAAACUGUCCAAAAAUAACACAAAGGUGGAACAUGUGGACGAGGAUCAAUCAUAUCCUGAUCAUCCAGACAGAUUUGACCUUUGCCCUCAGGUCCUGUCUUCAACUGGUCUGACUGGUCGCUGUUACUGGGAGGUCAAGAGGAGAGGAGAGGUUUUUAUAUCAGUGACUUACAGAAGAAUCAGAAGGAAAGGAGACAGAGAGGACUGUGAGUUUGGACAUAAUGAUCAGUCCUGGAUUCUGUUCUGCUCUGAUCAUUAUUACUUUGUCCGACACAAUAACAGACAAACAGUCCUUCCUCGCUUCCCUUCGUCCUCUCACAGAGUCUCAGUGUUUGUGGACUGUCCUGCUGGCACUCUGUCCUUCUAUGAAGUCUCCUCUGACUCUCUGAUCCACCUCCACACCUUCUGCUGCACGUUCACUGAACCUCUGUGUGCAGGGUUCAGGUUUGGGUUCUGGUCUGGUUCUGGUUCCUCUGUGUGGACUGUAGGACGGAGAGUCUCCUCCUGUGGACACAAACACUCGAUCAUGAGUGUUUGGACAGUAAAUGUCCAGCUGGUUUGUCUUUAAUGUCUUAGUGGUUGUAAACUAACGUGAUCUUUGGCGCCCCCUUCUGGCUGACGUAUGAUCCAGACACCGACGUGUUUUUGGUUCUGUGUCAGCGAUAUUGUGCCUUUAAAACGUACAGCUAGCCUGUGCAGUGUUACCACACAGUCCAGACCAAAAUCUGGACAUUGGCAGAGUCCACACUGUGUCAAAACCCAGCUUGCUGGACUUGGACUUCUUCAAACAACUGAACCGAGUUAAUUACAGCCGACAAGAGACGGCAGCUCCGGAUACACGUGAGCGCCGA
Messenger RNA from Thalassophryne amazonica, 3307 nucleotides. RefSeq names its product NLR family CARD domain-containing protein 3-like. The transcript is spliced from 8 exons. Bases 1 to 3024 code for a protein of 1007 amino acids. The record is from RefSeq and is a predicted model, not a curated record. Gene Ontology annotation, molecular function: protein binding. Lineage: Eukaryota; Metazoa; Chordata; Actinopteri; Batrachoidiformes; Batrachoididae.